Molecule: messenger RNA, 3486 nt
Organism: Poecilia reticulata (guppy)
Lineage: Eukaryota; Metazoa; Chordata; Actinopteri; Cyprinodontiformes; Poeciliidae
Product: GTPase IMAP family member 8-like
Molecular function (GO): GTP binding
Source: RefSeq, a predicted model, not a curated record
CAUUUAGACAUCAUUUCUUAAUCAAGCACAGAAUAAUUACUCCUGCAUGAAAUGGCAUCUGCAGACGGUGAAUCUGAAGCUGAUGUCGAGAAUCGCAGCAGGAGCCCGGAGAAAAUAAGACCAGACUUCUCAGAGCUCCGUAUUAUUCUGCUGGGGAACAGCUGGUCAGAGAGGAGAUCACUGGGGAACUUCAUCCUGAAAGAAACAAAGAUAAUCAGAGAUAAAGCACCAGACCAGUGUGAGAAAUUCAGUGGAGAGUUUGAGGAUAAAUCAAUAACCAUCAUCAACACCCCAGACCUCCUGCGUUCCAGCCUGUCUGAAGAUGAACUCAGUGAUCAUGUGGAAAGCUGUGUGAUCCUCUCUGAUCCUGGACCUCAUGUGAUCCUGCUGGUUCUGCAGCCUGAUGAUUUCACUGAAGAACAGAAAUCGAGGCUCUGCAGGUUCCUGACACGUCUGAGUGAUCAAUCAUUUGAUCAUUCAAUGGUUCUGAUUUCCACACCUAGAGAGGAGAGAGACGAUGAUUCACCUGAUCUACUCUUAAAGGACAUGGUUGUUAAAUGUCAGUACAGACACUUGCAGCUGAAGAAUAUUGAUCGUGCUGAGCUGUUAACACGUUUAGGUCAAAUAGUAAAAGAAAACAAUGGAUCUCUGAGCUGUGAUGUGUUCAAGGAUGCAGCACAAAAACUAACUGAAGAUGUCAGGAAAGAGAAAGUCCGUCUGAUUUCUAGUCCUACAAUAGAGAACGCAGAUGAACUCAGGAUUGUGAUGUUUGGAAAAAGUGAGGACAAGAAGAAAUCCCUCUGUACCGCCAUCUUGAAUAAAAAGCAAAGCCAAAACAUAUUUUACAAACUGAACCCCUUCAAGCACAGUGAGUUCGCUCAUGGGAAAUGGAGAGGAAAACCAGUGAAGGUUGUAAAAGCUCCUGACAUCUUCAGUCUCUCAGUCGAAGCUUUAAUAGAAGAAAUAAAGAGCUGUGUGACUCUUUGCCUUCCUGGACCAAAUGUUCUGCUGCUGUUAGUUAAACCUUCAGAUUUCACUGAGAAGGACAGGAAAACACUGAAGUUUGUCUUGAGUUUGUUUCAUCAAGAUGGUUUCAAACAUGCCAUGAUUGUAUUAACUCAUGAUGAAGAAAUGAAUCCCUCUGUUAAUGAACUGCUGGAAGAAUGUGGUGGAAGACACUACAUUAUGUUUAAAGAGGAUCAUAAAGUGUUAAUGCAGAAGAUCCAGAACAUUGUGGAUAUAAAUAGAGAAACAUUUCUCACAUUCUCAAAAGACUCCAGCAAAUCCCAACCUAAAGAGAUGAAACCUUCACUGAACCUGGUUCUGUUUGGGAGGAGAGGAGCAGGGAAGACGGCAGCAGCCAAGGUCAUUCUAGGUCGGCCAGAUCUUCCUUCAGAGUGUGUCAGAAACCAGGGAGAGGCGUUUGGACGUUGGGUUUCUCUGGUGGAGCUGCCUGCCUUGGAUGGAAAAGCUCAGCAGGAAGUGAUGGAGGAAUCCUUCAGGUGUGUCUCCCUCUGUGACCCUGAGGGUGUCCACGCCUUCAUCCUGGUCCUACCUGUGGGUCCCCUCACUGAUGAAGACAAGGGAGAGUUACACACCAUSCAGGACACAUUCAGCUCCAGAGUCAAUGACUUCACCAUCAUCCUCUUCACUACAGACUCAGAUCCUAAACAUCCAGCUGUUGUUAACUUUGUACACAGAGACAGAGACAUCCAGGAUUUCCUCCAGAUCUGUGGAGGAAGACAUAUUAUUCUCAACAUCAGAGACAGACGGCAGAUCAAAGAACUGAUUCUGAGGGUAGAAAGUACAAUUGUUGACAAGAAUAGACCAGAUGUUUACACAUCAGAGACAUUUUUAAAAGCGCAAAUCAAGAAAAACAUACAACAAAGUCAACACAUCACCAAACUAGAGGCUGAAAUAAAGAAAUUCAAACAAGCAGAGAUGGAUCUGAGUGCUGAAUCAGAUCAGAGCUCCAAGUCUCUAAGGAUUGUCCUACUUGGAAAGACCGGUUGUGGAAAGAGCUCGUCUGGAAACACGAUUCUGGGACGCAAAGCCUUCAAAGCCGAGCUCAACCCCAAAUCAGUCACAAAACUUUGUUGGAAAGAAGAGUGUGAGGUGGACGGCCAUCAUGUUGCUGUGGUCGACACACCUGGUCUGUUUGAUGACAGUUUGAGCCACGAAGAAGUGAAUGAAGAGACUUUGAAAUGUAUGAGUCUCCUGGCUCCAGGUCCGCAUGUUUUCCUGCUGGUGAUACGGAUCGGCAGAAUCACACCAGAGGAGAAGGAAACAGUAAAACUAAUAAAGCAAGGCUUUGGGAAAGGUGCUGAAAAGUUCACCAUCAUACUUUUCACCUAUGGAGAUACACUGGAAAAUGAUGAGCAAACGAUUGAAGAAUACAUAGAAAAAGAUAAAGAUUUCUUUGAGAAGCUGAUCUCUGACUGUGGAGGAAGAUACCAUGUAUUUAUUAACAGUAAAAAACAGGAUCGAUCUCAGGUGAGAGAGCUGAUCAGAAAGAUCAACACCAUGGUGAAGAACAAUGGAGGAAGCUGCUACACCAACGAGAUGCUGCAGGAGGCUGAAGCUGCUAUACAGAAAGAAAUGAAGAGAAUCCUGAAGGAGAAAGAAGAAGAGAUGGAGAGAGAGAGGAAAGAACUUAGGAGAAAAUAUGAUGAAGAAAUGCAAAAAAUGAAAAGGAAAAUGGAAGAAGAAGAAGAAAAACUAAAACAGGAGGCAGAAAGAAAACUGAAGGAAAUGAAAGAAAAUAUUGAUAAAGAGAAAGAGAAAGAGCUAAAGGAAAGGGAAUUAGAAGAAACAAAACAAAAAGAAGAAGAGGAGAAGAGAAAACAGGAGCAACAAAGAAAACUGAGAGAACUUGAAGAGCAGUACAAGAAAGAGCAUGAAAGAUAUGAAGAGGAAAGAAAGAAGGAGGAACAGAGCAGAAGAGAAGAGGAGGAAAAACAACGAAAUAUUUUAGAGGAAAAACUGGAGAAUCUUCAAAAGGAAUAUGAAGAGAAAGCGAGAGAAGAAGCUGUCAGGUCCAACGAAUUCAAGGAGAAAUAUAAAAAGAAGUUUGAAGAUCAGAAGAAAGAACAUCAGGAGCAAAUGAAGGACAAAGAUGAGAAAUACGACCUGUUGAAGGCACUGGAAACAUACAAAGAAACUGAAAAGAGGAAAAAAUAUCAGACAGAAAUUAAUAAAUUAGUGAACUGUGUUUCUAAGAAGACAGAGAAUCUGACAACAAUCAAAGAUUUACUAAUAAGACAGGAAGAAGAGUUAAAGCUCAAGGAAACAGAAGCAGAAAAAGAAGAACUGCAAAAAAUUCAUGAAAGUGAAAUCAGUGAACUGCUAGAGAAACUUCUUACAGAAGUUGAUUUUAUAAAAACUGAAACUAAAUCAUCUUGUUGCAUUUUAUAAGGAGGAUUGAUUGAUCUAAACUGGACAUUUAUUCUGUGUACAUUUCAGUCAAAACAGUGGUUCUUAACCUUU